AAAAGGCCUAUUUUCAGAUGACGAAAAUAUAAACAUGAAAAUGGCUGCAUAAUAAAUAAUAAUAGACAGCAGAACCUUGAGAAUGGACACAAUUUAAUAUCAAAAUAAAAUCCAAAGUUAAUUCCUCCAAAGGAAAGUGGUUUAUCAUAAGUUGUACAAUCGAUUAAUCUAAAUUUACGUGAAUAAAACCGAGUCAAAUGGAAAAAUUGCGUUUGGUUGAAGUUUUGUAGUUUGUGCAAGAGUGCAAAAAGUUGACUGGGACGACUGAGUUUGUUCGCAAACAAAGAGUGUCGAAUAACUUGUUACGAUAAAACAGUGUAUGAUCUCAAAGUAAGUUUGCGAAUAAAAAAAAAAGUGCAUAGAAGACAAUUGGAAAUUGCCAAAAAGACAAAUUAGACUGAAGUACCGAAUAAUAAGUGUAAUGUGUUUACGGCUAAAAUCGAAAGAUUGUAUACAUCUCACGGUGAAAAAAGGAAUUUCAGUACAUCCAACCACAAUGUUUAGAAUAUCUGUGUUUAAUCCAACGGGCUGUAUUGCCUCAAAUGCCCCAUGCCUUUGCUGCGGCAAAUAAAUUGAGUACAUCAUCUCAUUGAAGAAUAAGACAAACCAAAAUAAAAAUAUACUAUAUUAGUAUUUCGAAUUGUAUUGAGUCCGAGAAAAAUACAAUCGAUAAAGUAGCUAGUCUGAAAGUCAAUCAGAAAAAAGAAGAGAAAAAAAAAAGCGAUAACGAUUGCUAGCAAAGCAUAAACGGUAACCGAGUAAAAACAAAAAUAUAAACUGAUUUGAUACAAAAUCGAGCGUUAAGAGAAAAGGGAACGCAUAGAGCUAUUGCGCAUUUGACAACAAAGAUUUUUUGCUAAAAAUACCGCGAUUGGACCCAUUCUAGUGAAUAUCUAAAAAUACGAAUCAGCCUGUGCGAAUAAUAUAUGGUGAGCGAAAAAUCGCGCAAACAAAACAAAACCUUGGAAUCAGCUACAUAAACAUAAACAAAGAGGAAAAUUAAGGAGGAAACAUUUUGCGCACAACAAUCCUCAAAAUCUCAAUAAAAAUGAAGUUGUUGGAAAAUUCAAAAUUUGAAGCCAUCAACAAUGCAUUGUCAAUUAAGACGGGAGAUAGUGCGGUUAUUGGACGCAUUGAAAGUUAUUCAUGCAAAAUGGCUGGCACAGACAAAGCGCUGUACAAACGAUUCACCAGCGAAACCAAUGCAAAUGACUUACAGGCACUAUCGCCGCCGGUUGGAUUUAUGGAUAUGUCACCGAACAUUGGACGCGGUAGUAAUUCCGGUGAUGAAAAUACCGUCCUAUGCGACACCAUAUCGCGCAAAUCUCUAUUUUAUCUAAUUGGAACGCUCAAUGCGGCAUUCGAACCAGACUAUGAUUUUUCCGAUGCAAAGAGUCAUGAAUUCAGCAAGGAGCCGUCGAUACAAUGGGUUAUGAACUCGGUGCAUUCAAAUUUAUCGGCCAUUGCUGGCGAACAAUUCUCUGCAUUGCGGCAAGCACUCUGGACCGCAAUCAACGACGAAAUCAAUUUGAACGAGUGUGAUAUUUACAGCUAUAAUCCGGAUUUUAAUUCGGAUCCGUAUGGUGAACCGGGCUGCCUAUGGUCGUUCAACUACUUUUUUUACAACAAGAAACUCAAACGUAUCGUAUUUUUUACAUGCAGAGCAAUUAAUUCAGUUCAAAUGGACGCUUCAGACUCAUCAGUAAUUGGCCUUGAAUUCGCAAUGGAAGAAGGUGGAAUGAUUUAAACAGCAAACUCAUUCUUUUACUGAAAAAGUUGAAUUUCGCAAAAGAUCUUCAUACACUGUGUAUGAUACACACAGCAGCAGCAACAACAACAACCAAUUUUGCUGGAUUUUUACACUCAUACAUAUUCUUACAUUUUAAUCCACGAUUCAUUGAAUAUUAUUAAACAUGGAUAAACAUAAUAAUAAGGAGCUGUCAUCGUUGCGAGCUCGAUAGUUUCACCGCCCGGCGAUCUGUUUUGGGACACGGUUGACACAUCACGUACAACCGAUUUCAACGAAUCAAUUACUAUGAAUGCAGCAGAGCUGGUGCAAUUGUUUUGUGAAACUAUCGAGCUCGCAAUAUUAAAAACUAGUUUAUGGAUGAAUUACACUUUGAAUGUAUAAGUGAUAUGGUAAACAAACUAACAAAACACAACAAAAAACAACACACUUAAAUGUAGUGAUAGUGCUUUCUUGAAAUGCAUUCAAAAAAUAUUCAAAAUUCGAAUUUAUGUUUGGAUAGACGCCAGUUAAAUUUAUUAGAGGUGCGGUAGCUUCGAUAGGUUUUCAGACAUCGUACAUCAAAUUCAAAAAAAAAAAAAAAAAAA
Messenger RNA from Contarinia nasturtii (swede midge), 2334 nucleotides. It is a transcript of the gene Maf1, whose product is annotated as repressor of RNA polymerase III transcription MAF1 homolog. Gene Ontology annotation, cellular component: nucleus. Lineage: Eukaryota; Metazoa; Arthropoda; Insecta; Diptera; Cecidomyiidae. Gene Ontology annotation, biological process: negative regulation of transcription by RNA polymerase III. The record is from RefSeq and is a predicted model, not a curated record. The coding region runs from base 1049 to 1747 and encodes 232 amino acids. The transcript is spliced from 4 exons. Gene Ontology annotation, molecular function: RNA polymerase III core binding.